Molecule: messenger RNA, 6340 nt
Organism: Sinocyclocheilus grahami
Lineage: Eukaryota; Metazoa; Chordata; Actinopteri; Cypriniformes; Cyprinidae
Product: trinucleotide repeat-containing gene 6A protein-like
Exons: 22
Coding region: 385-5445 (1686 amino acids)
Biological process (GO): positive regulation of nuclear-transcribed mRNA poly(A) tail shortening; miRNA-mediated post-transcriptional gene silencing
Cellular component (GO): nucleoplasm; P-body
Molecular function (GO): nucleic acid binding
Source: RefSeq, a predicted model, not a curated record
CUUUAAACUACAAGAGAGAAUUGGAUGCUAUUGCCACCAAAGACAUUGAAGAGAAGCAACACAGUGCCAGAACAUAUCAAGUCCAGUUUCAGCCAGCCUCAGUCUGCCAAUUAGAACAGCAGCACCUCCACUGUAACCUGCGCCAUCAGCAAUGCCAAGAGGGCCCCAGCCAGUGGCCAGCCCCAAGCCCUGCCUCGGUACCCGCUCUGUGAAGUUCCGUUGCGUCUCUGUCAGCACAAACAGAAACAGCUGUUGAAGCGUGGGCAAUCCCUCACGGUCCUCGCUGCCACCCUGGGAACUCAAGUGCAGCUCAACUCUAGCCAGCCAGGGGAGCUUACAACUGAGAGGUCUGUCCUACACUGUGCCCAAAUCCACCUCUCAGGCAUGGCUCCCAUUCGGGAUUCCGUCAGCCACUCCCCUAACCAAACAGGUUUGGAACAUGCUGGCCUGGAGCCUCAGUAUGAAAAUUCACCAUGGAGCUCUGGCUCACCUUGCAGCAACUCGAACAGCAACUGGGGAAAAGUUAUUGUAGAUAAGGGACCCUGGCCCUCCAUCACUGGUAGUGACCCAGAGUUAGCCUCAGAAUGUAUGGAUGCUGACUCUGCCUCCAGCUCUGGGUCAGAAAAAAAUCUUAGUAUGAUGGCGUCUGGGAGCACUGGUGGUGACAACAAUGGCAAUAGACAAGGUUCUCAUUUCAUGGUUGCAAAUGGCAGCAGUAAUGGGAGUGUUAAGGGGCCUUGGGGUGUAUCCAAUGGCUCGAUGCUAAGCACAUGUCAAGGCUCUGGCGAGGGCCCCAGCAGCAAGCUGGCAGAAAGCAGCCAUGGCAAAAUAAAUGCAUGGGGUACCCAAGGUUCCUCAACCAAUGUAGGUAUAAAUCCAAGCACUUUGAACCCAAAUGCCAACCAUGGUGCCUGGCCUGUUCUUCAGAACACUGGGCCCAACCCCCAUGGGCCUGCGGGGAACGGAAAUGGUGGCACCAACACUCAACAAAGCAUCAUAGGUCAAACACCCAGCAUGCAGAGUAUCAACUCUAAGAUGUCCUGGGGAUGCCUGCAGGAAAAUAUGUCCGAAGCUGAAGUCAAUAGUACAAACAAGGUUCCAAGUGGGCAGCCUCAAAACCUUAACACUGAAUUUAAUGGACCAAAUAACACUACUAACACGAUGACCUCUAGUUUACCAAACUCUACAGGUUCAAUGCAGAUGAAUGAACAGCCCCCAGGGCACCGAGCUUGGCCUAUGAGUACAGGGGGCUCCCCUCAGCUCCCUAUAUCUCCAGUCUCUAAUGGCACUUCCAUUUCUCAACAUGCCAACAGUGAGAGAAUCAACAGCGGGUCUUAUGGUACAGCAUGGGGCGUUCCGCCUGGCACUAAUUACUCUGGAGACAAAUGUCCCAUCCCUAAAGGCCAAGCUGUGGGCGACACUGUGAAUGCAACUCUAAUGCAGUCUGGAGCGAAUGGCUCCUCUGUGAGUGCUGCUUCUUUAAAGAAUAAUAAUAAUAAUGGGAUGGGCGGUCGUGGAGGAGGUUGGGACUCAGCACCCGCUACCUCACAAAGUAUGUCUUGGGGAGCAGGCAGUGGUGUGGGCCCAGCUGGGAUCCCUCGCCCCUGGGGGAGUGCCUCCUCCUCCUCGUCUUCCUCUUCCUCAUCCUCUUCAAACACUGGCACUAAGGUCUCAAACGGGGAGUGGAACACUUUGCCCAGCAACAGUCAGCAUUCCAAUGAUAGCACGAAUGGGAGCAGGAAGGGAACAAAUGGAUGGAAGUCCUUGGAGGAUGAUGCUCUUGGUAUAGGGAGCUCCGGUCAAGCGUCACAAGGCAGCACAUGGAACAAAUCUACAGGCAGUGAAGGAAGUGGAGAGAGCUUGGGAGGUUGCAGUGAGAGGGAUGGGCAAUGUGGUGGCAACCGAAGGAGAGGUAAUCAGCAGGGCAUGAUCAAUGCAGCUCCCUCUAAAAUUGACGUGGACCCCAGGGUGCUGUCCAACACGGGGUGGGGACAAACUCCAGUCCACCAGAACACUGCGUGGGAUGUUUCAAGCUCUGCUAAAAAGACAGGAAAUGGACAUACAGGCUGGGGUAGCGCUCCCCCUCAGGCGUCUAACUCGGGUGGUUGGGGAGAUGGACCCAGCACCAACAAAAGUAGUGAUUCUUCAGUGUCUGGGUGGACGGAAACUAAACCUUCAACUGGCUGGGGAGAAACCAAAGGCCCAGUUGAACAAAGUAGAUGGGAGGAUGCCCCUUCUGUUACAAUGAACAAGGGUGGCUCCUCAUGGAAUGGCACCAAGGAUGAGAAGUCCUCCUCUUGGAAUAAUCCGCCGAAGGCAAAGCAGGGAUGGGGCGGAGAAGGCCCGAAGGGAAACCAUUGGGGAGAGCCCCAGAAAUCUGGUUCAGGAGGCUGGGACAGUGACAGCGACCGCUCUGGAUCAGCCUGGAGUGAGCCGGGGCGUUGCGGGACAAGCAACACCUGGGGAGGCAGCGGAGGCACCAACACUCCUGACCAGAGUGGUCCAACCACAGGAUGGGGAGAGCCACCCAAGACCAACAAUCAAAACCAAACCUGGCGUGAGCCAAUCAAAUCAAGCCACUCCAACCCCACCUGGGGCGACAAUACAAAACCGCACAACUCUUCAGAGUGGGGCAAGUCCCAAGAUUCCAGCAUGGGAACAUUCAGGAGUGGGAGCACCUCUCAGACUGGAGCCCCUGGUCAGAACAAGCCUACAGGAUGGCUGGGAGGCCCGAUGCCUACUGCCUCCAAAGAAGAAGAAUCCACUGGAUGGGAAGAUCCAUCACCAGAAUCCAUCAGGCGUAGAAUGGAGAUCGAUGAUGGUACUUCAGCAUGGGGAGAUCCCAACAAAUAUAACUGCAACAACGUAAAUAUGUGGAGCAAGAACACUGCUGGAGAGCAGGAUGGCAUGGCUGUUUCUCAGCCCCCUCAAGCCCAAAGCGCCAUGGCCCCAAAGGAAAAGAACUGCAACUCAGAGUGGGGAGAGCCAUAUGGUGGGCCACAAAAAAUGGAGUCCUCUACCUGGGGUGAGCAUGCUGCUCCACCUGUCACUGUGGACAAUGGCACGUCUGCUUGGGGAAACCCUGUUGAUACAGGUUCCAGCUGGGAAGAGCCGGGGAGGCAAAACUCAAGAGGCAGUGGCUGGAGCAACGCUGCUAUAGGACAGCAGUCACAGCACAAGUCUGGAUCCAAACCUAUGCAAGAUAACUGGGGUGGAGAGGAGAUGUCCAUGACGGGGCACUCCAACUGGGAGGAGGAAGUGGAAGUAGAGAUAGGCAUGUGGAACAACAAUCCAUCUCAAGAAGUGAACCAAACUGGAAACUGGCCCUACAAGAAGAUGACUCCAAAGCUGAACAAAGGACCCAACAAGCAAGAUGAUUCUCCAUGGAUGAAUCAGUUUGUGAAACAGUUCAACAACAUGUACCCUAGGGAUUCUGCUGAAGACUCCCUGAAGAGCAAUAAGAUGGAUAUGUCUGGAGGAAUGACAGACAAGCGCAUUGAUGUUGACAAGCAUGUUCUUAAUAUCGGAGAGUAUGGGAAAAAUCCUGCUUCACGCCACCAGAUCCACAAAGACUCUACUAUAGACCGUAACCACUAUAUGGAUAAGAAUGUAAACAUGUACGGUGUCGGUAAUGCAGCAGCACAAGGCCGGAAUGCUCAGCAGCUUCCAGCACAACCUCUGAACUCCACUCAGUCCAGUCUACGCAACCAAGUGCCUCCUCCGCUACUUCCCUCUCAGGUCCCGCCACCCCUGUUGAAGUACUCUCCCAAUAAUGGAGGUCUGAACCCUCUGUUUGGCCCACAGCAGGUGGCUAUGUUAAACCAGCUGUCCCAACUCAACCAACUGUCUCAGCUUUCUCAGAUUAAUCAGUUACAGCGUCUCCUUUUGCAGCAAAAAGCGCAAAGCCAGAGGGCCAUGCCUGUUAACAGCCGCCAGGAACAGGGUCGCGGUCUGGGUCCGUCCCAACAGAUGAUCCAGCCUCCCCGCCAUCUCGAUCCCUCCCUGAUGAAGCAGCAGACUUCCCCUCAGCCACCCUCGCUGCACCAGCCCAGCCUCAAGUCCUAUAUGGAGAACUUCAUGCCCCCCAAUGCCUCCGACCUGCAGAAAGAACAAAGUUCCCUGAUCUCGUUCAGUAAUUUCCCUUUAGGUUUGAACUCAAACUUGAAUGUAAGCAACCUCGACAUUGGCAGUGUUGGUUUUAAGGAGCCACAGUCCCGUCUGAAGAAGUGGACUGCCAUGGACAUUUCCGUUAACUCGCCACUUGAUCAAAACCCCAGCAAAUCUGGUGCUAUAACAUCUGGCCUGAGGCUUGAAGACUCACCCUUUGGUCCAUAUGACUUCAUCAAUGCCAGUAACGCUCCCAUCAGUCCUCCUGGCUCUGUGGGAGAUGGCUGGCCCAGCCGUGCCAAAUCACCUCAUGGUUCCACCAAUGUCAACUGGCCACCAGAGUUCCGUCCUGGUGAGCCUUGGAAAGGAUAUCCAAACAUUGAUCCUGAAACUGACCCAUUUGUCACUCCUGGCAGUGUGAUUAAUAAUCUCUCCAUUAAUACAGUCCGGGAUGUUGAUCACCUCAGGGACAGGAACAAUGGGCCAUCCUCAUCACUUACCACCACGCUGCCUUCAAAUAGUGCCUGGACAUCCAUUCGUGCCUCCAACCACAAUAGUUCCCUCAGCAGUACAGCACAAAGCACUUCAGCCAGAAACAGUGACUCCAAAUGGUCUCCUGGUACAGUCACCAACACCUCUUUGGCUCAUGAGUUGUGGAAGGUUCCUCUCCCCUCAAAAGGUAUCUCUGCUCCGUCCCGACCCCCGCCUGGCCUGACUGGCCAGAAACAGCCCUCAUCUUGGGACAACAGCUCUCUGAGACUGGCAGGCUGGGGUAGCUCUGAAUCCAGAUUCAACUCUGGUUCCAGCUGGGGUGACAGCAGCUCAGGGAGAACUAAUUGGCUUGUUCUCAAAAACCUCACACCUCAGAUUGAUGGCUCCACCUUGCGAACUCUGUGCAUGCAGCACGGUCCACUGAUCACAUUCCAUCUGAACCUUCCCCAUGGCAACGCUGUCGUCUGCUACAGCUCUAAGGAGGAGGCGGCAAAAGCCCAGAAGUCACUGCACAUGUGUGUUUUAGGGAACACUACUAUUCUUGCAGAGUUUGCUAGUGAAGAGGAAAUUAAUCGUUUCUUUGCACAAGGUCAGUCAAUGACUGCCUCUCCCAGCUGGCAGACAUUGGGCUCUUCUCAGAACCGGAUCGGAUCCAUCGAGGGUUCCCACCCCUUCCCAAACCGCACUGAUCCAAAUCACUGGAACGGCAGCGGAGACCUGCACGGCUCGUCUCUCUGGGGCGUUCCCAAUUACUCCACGAGCCUGUGGGGCAGCCCCAGUGGUGGUGAAGGGGGGAGAAUCAACAGUCCCUCCCCCAUCAGCUCCUUCCUUCCGGAGUCCAUGUAGUGCAUCUUUCACCUUCUGACUUAAAAAGAAAAAAAAUGACAAAAAAAAACAUACAAACCCGUGACCUCAAUGUGGAAAUAGUUAAUCAUAAUCAUAUGACCAUAUAUAUAUAUAUUAUAUGAAAAAAAAUCAAAUGGCACUAGUUAGACUUUCUUCACUUACAAAAAGAAAAGAAAAAAACCAAUGCGGGGUCACCCUGUGGAAACAAGUUACGUUUUUUUCUGCACAUAUGUCCACUUUGUUUUAGCCCAAAACAUAUCAUUUUGAAUACUUGAAUUAUGCAGGCCAAUUCUAUAAUGUGAAAGGAUGUAUUUACACUUCCAGGUAGUGCUCUUCAUACAGAAAAAAGCUUCAGUUGAGCUCAUCUGUUUAUUCAUCAUGUUUAUUUGAAUUCCAAUUCUUUUUGUUUUGUUUUUAUUAUUUGCAUUUCGUUUGCUGACAAUGGAGUUUGAGCUUUUUAAACUUUGCACUGAAUGUGGUUUCUCUCAGUAUAAUCUGCAAUAUGGAGGGAGCCGACAGUUCCAGUGUAGUUGUUUACUCAAGGAUGUUCUUAAAGUGUGCGCUCUACUAUGCCUUGAUGUACGCCUACCUUAUUGUAGUAUUGUGGAGUUCGAGAUCAAGAUAUAGAUGCUGACUUAGGAUUAUUUGAUAUUACAGAAAUAAGUAUUGCACCAAUUUUGUUUUAAAACUAAAGAAUUUAGCUCUGCAGUCUAAAAAACUGUAGCCACAGCUGUGACUUGCAAACCCGACCUGCAAGCCAGGGGGAACAGCACUUUCAAAAUAGGCUUUCAAUUUUGUUUUGGAGGCAUCACAUUGUGCCCUCUUGUUUACAAAACGUUUUGAGGGGGAAAGUAUGGUCAUUCUUCCUUUUAUUUUAAAUGGCGAAAAAAAAAAU